CCACUCUGCCCCAAGAUGGGUCGUGGGGCAGGGCGCGAGUACUCGCCUGCCGCCACCACUGCGGAGAAUGGGGGUGGCAAGAAGAAACAGAAAGAGAAGGAGCUGGAUGAGCUGAAGAAGGAGGUUGCCAUGGAUGACCACAAGCUGUCCUUGGAUGAACUGGGCCGAAAAUACCAAGUGGACCUGUCUAAGGGCCUCACCAACCAGCGAGCUCAAGAUAUUCUGGCUAGAGAUGGACCCAAUGCCCUCACUCCACCCCCCACAACUCCUGAGUGGGUCAAGUUCUGUCGUCAGCUUUUUGGGGGCUUCUCUAUCCUGCUGUGGAUUGGGGCACUCCUCUGCUUCUUAGCCUACGGCAUCCUGGCCGCCAUGGAGGAGGAACCAUCCAACGAUAAUUUAUAUCUAGGUAUCGUGCUAGCAGCUGUGGUCAUCGUCACUGGCUGCUUCUCCUACUACCAGGAAGCUAAGAGCUCCAAGAUCAUGGACUCCUUCAAGAACAUGGUGCCUCAGCAAGCUCUGGUCAUCCGAGAGGGAGAGAAGAUGCAGAUCAAUGCAGAGGAGGUAGUGGUGGGAGACCUGGUGGAAGUGAAGGGUGGAGACCGCGUCCCUGCUGACCUCCGCAUCAUCUCUUCCCACGGUUGCAAGGUGGAUAACUCAUCCCUAACAGGGGAGUCAGAGCCCCAGACCCGUUCCCCUGAGUUCACCCAUGAGAACCCCUUGGAGACCCGCAAUAUCUGUUUCUUCUCUACCAACUGCGUGGAAGGCACUGCCAGGGGCAUUGUGAUUGCCACAGGUGACCGGACAGUGAUGGGUCGCAUAGCCACUCUUGCCUCUGGCCUAGAGGUGGGACAGACACCCAUAGCUAUGGAGAUUGAACAUUUCAUCCAGCUGAUCACAGGGGUGGCUGUGUUCCUGGGGGUCUCCUUCUUCGUUCUGUCCCUUAUCCUGGGCUACAGCUGGCUGGAAGCAGUCAUCUUUCUCAUCGGCAUCAUCGUAGCCAAUGUUCCCGAAGGGCUUUUGGCCACCGUUACUGUGUGCCUGACGCUGACAGCCAAGCGCAUGGCUCGCAAGAACUGCCUGGUGAAGAACCUGGAGGCAGUGGAGACUCUGGGCUCCACAUCUACCAUCUGCUCAGACAAGACGGGCACCCUCACCCAGAACCGCAUGACAGUGGCUCACAUGUGGUUUGACAACCAGAUCCAUGAGGCUGACACCACUGAAGAUCAGUCUGGGGCCACUUUUGACAAACGGUCCCCCACGUGGACAGCACUGUCUCGGAUUGCUGGUCUCUGCAAUCGUGCUGUCUUCAAGGCUGGGCAGGAGAACAUCUCAGUGUCUAAGCGGGACACAGCUGGAGACGCCUCUGAGUCAGCUCUGCUCAAGUGCAUUGAGUUGUCCUGUGGCUCAGUGAGAAAGAUGAGGGACAGGAACCCUAAGGUGGCAGAAAUUCCCUUCAACUCCACCAACAAAUAUCAGCUUUCCAUCCACGAGAGGGAAGACAGCCCCCAGAGCCAUGUGCUAGUGAUGAAGGGCGCCCCAGAGCGCAUCCUGGACCGAUGCUCCACCAUCCUGGUACAGGGCAAGGAGAUCCCUCUUGACAAGGAGAUGCAAGAUGCCUUUCAAAACGCCUACAUGGAGCUGGGGGGACUCGGGGAGCGAGUCCUGGGCUUCUGUCAGCUGAACCUGCCUUCUGGAAAGUUUCCUCGGGGUUUCAAAUUUGACACGGAUGAGCUAAACUUUCCCACAGAGAAGCUCUGCUUUGUGGGGCUUAUGUCUAUGAUUGAUCCCCCCAGAGCAGCUGUUCCAGAUGCUGUGGGCAAGUGCCGGAGUGCGGGCAUCAAGGUGAUCAUGGUGACUGGGGAUCACCCUAUCACAGCCAAGGCCAUUGCCAAAGGUGUGGGCAUUAUAUCAGAGGGUAACGAGACCGUGGAGGACAUUGCAGCCAGGCUCAACAUUCCUGUGAGUCAAGUCAAUCCCAGAGAAGCCAAGGCAUGUGUAGUGCAUGGCUCAGACCUGAAGGACAUGACGUCAGAGCAGCUGGAUGAGAUCCUCAGGGACCACACGGAGAUUGUGUUUGCCCGGACCUCCCCUCAGCAGAAGCUCAUCAUUGUGGAGGGGUGUCAGAGGCAGGGAGCCAUAGUAGCAGUGACUGGUGACGGAGUGAAUGACUCCCCCGCGCUGAAGAAAGCUGACAUCGGCAUUGCCAUGGGCAUCUCCGGCUCUGAUGUCUCUAAGCAGGCGGCUGACAUGAUCCUUCUUGACGACAACUUUGCCUCCAUUGUGACAGGCGUGGAGGAGGGCCGCCUGAUCUUUGACAACUUGAAGAAGUCCAUCGCGUACACUCUGACCAGCAACAUUCCUGAGAUCACCCCCUUCCUGCUGUUCAUCAUUGCCAACAUCCCCCUUCCCCUGGGCACUGUGACCAUCCUCUGCAUCGACCUGGGCACAGACAUGGUUCCUGCGAUCUCGUUAGCAUACGAAGCGGCUGAGAGCGACAUCAUGAAGAGGCAACCACGGAACUCCCAGACAGACAAGCUAGUGAACGAGAGGCUAAUCAGCAUGGCUUACGGACAGAUUGGCAUGAUCCAGGCUCUGGGUGGCUUCUUCACCUACUUUGUGAUACUGGCAGAGAACGGUUUCCUUCCAUCACGGCUGCUAGGGAUCCGCCUUGACUGGGAUGAUCGGACUACCAAUGACCUGGAGGACAGCUAUGGACAAGAGUGGACCUACGAGCAGCGGAAGGUGGUGGAGUUCACAUGCCACACGGCCUUCUUUGCCAGCAUUGUGGUUGUGCAGUGGGCUGACCUCAUCAUCUGCAAGACCCGUCGCAACUCAGUGUUCCAGCAGGGGAUGAAGAACAAGAUCCUGAUUUUUGGGCUGCUAGAAGAGACGGCUUUGGCUGCCUUCCUGUCUUACUGCCCGGGUAUGGGGGUGGCUCUCCGAAUGUACCCACUCAAGGUCACGUGGUGGUUCUGUGCCUUUCCCUACAGUCUCCUCAUCUUCAUCUAUGAUGAAGUCCGAAAGCUCAUCCUGCGGCGGUACCCCGGGGGCUGGGUGGAGAAGGAGACAUACUACUGAGCUCGGUGACAGAGGAAGACCGAGGGAGAAGAGCAGAGCGCUCCGGAGGGGCUGCUGGGGGUUGUGGUGAAGGGAAGGGCUGGGGACACAGUAGGAGGUAACUACAUGAACUAAGAUGGCAGGCUUGGGUAAAUAAACUUGAGGAGACUGCUCCAGCUGCUCCAUAGGUCCCGCUGUGAACCCUAAGACAGUACAUGUUGGGGUUGCCUCUUCAGAUCCUUCCUAUCCCAGUCUCUCAGUCUGUAAACUAGAGGUCGCCCCAGCCCUCCCUGUGUCCCAGCCCUUCACCUCACCUGUAUUAUUCAGAUAGAUCAACACACAAAGGUCAAUCCUAUCUAACUCUGGAGGAAAGCCUCUCAGAUCACCAAGUGUGUGUGCCCCGGCUUCAUUCCUCUUCCCAUUCUGGCUUCCCUUCCUACCUGAGUCUUUCCUGCUCCUCCCCCUCACACCUUGAAAAACAAAAUUCUCUUUCUGUGAGUGCAAGAGCCUGGGACCAGGAAAGGAAGCCAGUUGGACAGAUUAGAUCUGUGUCCCAGCCAAGGCCAGUCAGGAACCAGCGGAGAGCUGGGCUUGUGAAGAGAGGUCAGGGUGGCUGAAGGGGAAAGCAAAGAAAGAAAGAGUGACUACAAGUUUGUCAUCUUCAGCCUCCAGGUAGGUGGGGAAGGCUCUGGCUCUGUGUCCUGCCUUUAGAGACUAGCACACCAGCAGGCCAAGUUCCAACCUCAUCAGAUUAGCAGUAAGGGCAAGUCCAGGGGCAGUGUGCCACCCAGUGCGCCACUGAUCCUUGGGUAGUGGUCCUUCCUGUCUGCAAGGCUCAGGUGUCACAGAAGGUCCAGCUAUCUCAACCACACACUCUUGGGAACACCCCUCUCUUUAGAACAGUAAGUUCUCUGGGGCCUUAUGCUGUUCUGAGAGCCCCAUUAGCUGCUGCUUCUACCCUUGCUCUCUCUUUCCUUUCUGCUUCCUGCUGAACCAACGUCAUUUCCAGUAUUGCCUAGUUAGUCCUGGAAAAGGAUCUCUUGGCUAUUGUCAGGAAUCAGUGUAGAAAAGUUCCCAGGACAUCCCUGCCUUUCAAAAACAUGCAGAAUCGGAGUAGCUCAUGACACUGUCAGAAACUUCAGACACUAGAGAAAUUCUUAAGAAACCUACGCAUCUUUGCCCUCUUGGAUGGCAUGGCCGCUGUACCUGGGCAAGUGCCCACUUUCUUUGAGACAGGAAGCUGGCUUCAGGUUCCCAUAGGAUAGUUUUCUUUCCUUAUUUCCUUCUCACCUAACAUUUUUGCUCUUCAGACAGCUGCCCAUUCCCUAAGCCUGGCCUAGAAAGCAGAGCCUAGAUGUGCCUAGAUGAAUGAACCAAGUAAGUGAGAAACAGCAAGGAAACUGGAAGCCUUGAGGUGGGAGUGUGAAGGUCAAGACAAGCAUUAGGCCGGGCCCAAGGGCCUCCCAAGGGCUGCUGUCUCAUCACGGUGGAGUUUUGCUUUACCAUAAUACCUUGAAAUUUGUCAGUCAUGUGUGACCUUCAGUUGGAAGUCUAAAUGAGACACCAUAUUUAUUUGGGCCUGAUUAAUUUGAGAUCAUUGAUUUUGAACAAAAGUUUACCUUUGCACAAUCAAUAAAGUCAUCUGUUCGGUAAAUUAAGAGCAUAAACAAUAUUGCUAGGAGCGGCAUAUCAGUCUCCAAAAAUGCUUUUGGAGCCCUUUAGAGUCUCCCUCUAGAAUCAGCAAGUGCAUAGGCUAAUUAUUAUCAGUCCUGAUAUAUUUUUUAAAGGAACAUCUACAAGAUCCUUACUGGCGACCUUCUGUGAGACAUUAGUUUGAGGUACUACACAAGUACUUGAAAAACAAUAAAGUUUCAUUUCUUUAUGAAAAAUUAAAAGAGAAGUUACUCCCAUGGUUGGUUUCUACAGUUCAUAUUGGCCUUCCUCUCAAACUGUGGUGCUGGGUGUGUGCAUGGAAGGACUUGGCUUGUCAAGAAAACAGAAAGAAGGGGCAAAUGUCCAGAGUAGCAGGGAAAUAAUCCUGCCACAGACCGUGCUCUGAAGGGGAAGAAGUUAGGUUUAUAUUCCCUUGUCCCCAUAGCCAGUCCCGCCAGGGAGCCAUAAGAGUUUGUCCAGGACAGUGAAGAGUGGCUAUGGGCCCAGGAAAGGCAAGGACAUUUCAAUUUUUUCUGUUUCAGACCAAAUCAGUCCACUCUCAAUCUUAGGGGUAUGGAAUGGGGCCACUACAGCCAAGUCAGUGCUGACCAAUAGUGUAUACUGUACACAGAGCCAUCCUUAGGAAAUGGAGUAAAAUGCAUACAGCCUUGAAAUCUA
This is a messenger RNA of Grammomys surdaster, 5388 nucleotides long. RefSeq names its product sodium/potassium-transporting ATPase subunit alpha-2. The coding region runs from base 16 to 3078 and encodes 1020 amino acids. The transcript has 23 exons. Gene Ontology annotation, cellular component: membrane. Gene Ontology annotation, biological process: intracellular sodium ion homeostasis; proton transmembrane transport; sodium ion export across plasma membrane. Lineage: Eukaryota; Metazoa; Chordata; Mammalia; Rodentia; Muridae. Gene Ontology annotation, molecular function: ATP hydrolysis activity; ATP binding; P-type sodium:potassium-exchanging transporter activity. The record is from RefSeq and is a predicted model, not a curated record.